UAGUAGUGUUAAAGUACAAUCAAUGUCAACUCCCAAUCAUCAUAAUUAGUGUCAUUUUAGUCACUGGUUAGUGAUUACUUCAAAAACGCCAAACCAACAGAGAUCCUGUUUUUGAGCUUUACCAAAAUCAUCAUUCCGUCCAUGACCUAAAAGCAUUUCUAAACAGAGAGAACAAACCCCCAAAAGUAGAAAUCAGAAUAACAAUGGAAAAAGAGAAACAACAUCAAGCUUCUUCAAUCAUAUCUCGAUCAACUCCUGAUCUUUAUCUUCAACAAGAAGGAGAUCAGGAUGAUAAAGAUCUUAACGUUGCUGUUAGCUCUCGUGUGUUGUAUCUGUUGGGAGAUAUAACUUCUGGACCGGCGUAUCGUUUCGCUCAAUGGUUGGAUUCUGUUCGGAAAAGGAGUUUUCCCCACUCUAAUCGACUUUCAGGAAAUUUCGAGAGUCUGAUAUUAAGUGCAGGGGAACAAAUUGCGGAAGCGAAAGGGUUGCAGAAUAUAGAGCAAGUAUUGGAGAUAAGUUUAUGGGAAAGGCUUGGUAAAGCUACUAUGUUAGAUAUUGAAUCCUCUCAUUUUUCAUGGAAUACAUUGUCUUCGUUGCAUCGUACCGAGCAUAGUAGUAGUACGGAACAAUCUGAAGAUGAAUUGAAUAAAGCACUAGAGGUUACGGUGAAUUCGGGGGGAGUUGUCUUCUUUGGGUUGUUUAGUAGUGCGACGAAUGAUGAAUUAUUCCAACAAGAGGCUGCUGCAGUUAUCAAGAUUUCGUCAUCAAGGAUGGCCACACAGUCCGAGCGCCUGGGUUAUGAAUUUGCAAAAUGGAUGGGAGUUCGAACGCCACAGGCAAGAGUGGUUCAUAAUUCUAGCCCGGAGUGGCAAGAGAUUAAGCAAGCCGUGGAGAAAGCAAGGGAUGCAGCAACUUUGGUGGGAGAUGAUGCUGGUGAACUUACAUGUUCAGAGUUGCUGGAGGCUCUUGAACUUAGCAGAUGCCUUUUCCUGAUGAAUUACAUCCAUGGAUCUCCUCUCCUAGAAAGCUCCAGUGCGUUCGAUUCACUGGAAGCUUCUGAAAAGACAGCGGCAUCCGUGGGCAGAAUCUUGAUGUUGGACCUCGUUAUUAGGAAUGAAGAUAGACUACCGUGUCGUCAGCUUAGGUGGCGUGGAAAUCCUGCAAAUCUCCUAAUUUCUGCGAAACCACUCUCUGAAAGCAUUGAUGCCAUGGAUGAAACUUUUGGCUCAAGAAUAAUCGAGACUCUUCCGAAAGAGAGACGGGCUAGCUCAGUUGAUGGUAGAUUAAGUAUUUGUGAUUCUGAACUUCUAUCUCAUAACUCAGAAGCUUCUGUAAUGAGUCCUAAAUCCACCGACUGGAACUUAAAAGAGGGAUGGAAUGAGAAAGAUGGUGAUUUCGACAUCAUUGCAAUAGAUUCGGGUGUCCCUCGCCGUCCACCAGCAGGGAAACGUGCAAAUGACCACGCAAAUUACCCCAAGCUAGUUGAGCUUCUUCUCAAUAGUGCCGAGUAUUCCUCGAACCUUUUAUAUGACAUCACAGUAGGAAAAAUUGGGUGCCCUGCACCUGAAGAGGCUGAUGAACACACUGAUUUGUGCACAGCAGACAUGACCACAGUUGUCAAUGAGUUCAGAAGCGGGUUCCGUGCUGCACUCAAGGAUUUGCAGGGAUUUAAUAUUUUUCUUCUUAGGCUUUAUCAGAAACUGGAUAGCCUUCUCAAAUUGUUUUUGACAAUUAUCGAUAAGAAUACAGCAAGGGAUUGUGAUAAGGAUGAUUCUGCAGUUUCAGACCCAUUAUCUCAUGCCAAUUGUGUAACUCCUGUAACUAAGGAACGUGUAGUAAAUGAGACGCAUGGUGAUUUAGAUGACAUGGAACUGCAACGAACACACCGCAGAUCUUCAACUGCUGGACUCAAAGAAAGCCCAGAUUCAGCAUCUCCCAUCUCACGAGAGAAUUGGCAUGGUAAAUAUAGUAAAGAUAGUGGGGAUCCUCUUCGUAGUCUGCGCCUAACAUCAAAACUCCGUGACUUCAACAGAUAUGCCAAGGUUGAUGCUGAACUGCACAGAGAAUUGGAGCAGUGGAAUGAAAUGCUUAAAACAGAUGUAAUUAAACUAUGCCAGGACCAUAAUUUCCAUACAGGGUUUUUCGAAGGGAGUGAAAAUAAUAGUGUAGUCGAUGCUUAUGAGUUGAAGGUUAGACUUGAGCACAUUCUUGAGAGGAUAGCCUUGAUAUCCGAGUCAGCAAGCACGGAGAAACCAUCUUUCAUUGCUGGGAGUCUCUUCAUUGGUGGAGCUCUAGCCGCUAAAUCUGUAUACACUCUUCAACAUUUGGGCAUCACACAUAUAUUAUGUUUGUGUUCAAACGAAAUCGGCCAGUCUGAUUCUCAGUAUCCAAACCACUUUGAGUACAAGAAUUUCUCGAUAUUUGAUAACGAGGACGCAAAUAUCAGCAAACUCUUUGAAGAAGCUUCUGAUUUCAUUCAAAUGGUUGAGAACUCAGGCGGGAAGGUUCUAGUACAUUGCUUUGAAGGAAAAAGCAGAAGUGCCACAGUUGUUCUUGCCUACUUGAUGCUUAGAAAGAACUUCACUUUAUUAGACGCAUGGAAUACACUGAAAAGGGCACAUCGUAGGGCACAACCCAACGAUGGGUUUGCGAAAACCCUUCUGGAUCUUGACAAGAAACUUCAUGGGAAGGUAUCGAUGGGGUGGCAAAGAAAGAGGCCUAAGAUGCAAGUAUGCCCUGUGUGUGGGAAGAAUGCAGGUCUAAGUAGUAGCUCGUUGAAGGUCCAUUUGCAGAAGUCACAUAGAAUGAUCUCAUCAGGCACCGUAGAAACUGCCAUGAAAACGCAUAGAGUGAUAUCUUCAGGCAGUGUGGACAGCGCCAUGACUAUGGAAAUACAUAAAGUGUUGGACACUAUCAAGUUGAGCAGAGGCGGAAGUGUAAGUCCAACCGAGAAGCAAUCUCAGUCGAUGCUUGAUGGAUAGAUUUGGAUCGAUAAAAGUUUAAAACUGGGUCCCAUAGCGUUGCACGAGUCUUAUUACUUUUUGCCAGUCUGUUGUACUGGUAUUAUUGUAAUAUUUGACUAGUGAUAUAGAUUUAUAAAGGAUUUUAGACUUCCCAUCACUGGGCUAACCUGAAUCACUAGUGGCUCUAUGCAGUUAAUACACAGGAAAAAAAAAAGAGCAUCGAUAAUAUAUAGUUGAUGGUCAUCAUAAUACUUCCUCUGUUCUUUCUGGAAAAAAAAUGAGUUCACUUUUU
This is a messenger RNA of Papaver somniferum (opium poppy), 3255 nucleotides long. Its product is annotated as dual specificity protein phosphatase PHS1-like. Gene Ontology annotation, biological process: cortical microtubule organization; protein dephosphorylation; response to abscisic acid. The record is from RefSeq and is a predicted model, not a curated record. The transcript has 10 exons. Lineage: Eukaryota; Viridiplantae; Streptophyta; Magnoliopsida; Ranunculales; Papaveraceae. Bases 204 to 2981 code for a protein of 925 amino acids. Gene Ontology annotation, molecular function: protein tyrosine/serine/threonine phosphatase activity.